Messenger RNA from Prorocentrum cordatum, 900 nucleotides. The record is from the annotation of a GenBank genome assembly. NCBI's taxonomy places the organism in Eukaryota, Dinophyceae, Prorocentrales, Prorocentraceae.
AGCCGCCGCCCCUCCCCGCCGCCGCGGCCGCCCCCCGACGGGACAGCCGCCCGCGCCCGCCGCCUCUGGCGGCGGGCCGCGAACCGCGCGCGCGCGAUGGCGGGCCCGGGGACCGAUCCCCGCGUCGCCGGCGGGGUCGAAGUCGAAGUCCGCCGCGGGGUCGAAGUCGAGCCUCCCGAUUGUGCUCAGGGCGACCACCAUGAGCAGCUGGUCCAAGACCCAGAGGGACCGGCCGCAGGAGGUGCGGCACCCGCUGACCGUGGCCGGCGGCGCGCCGCCGAACGCCUGCUACGCGGAGCUGCCGCGGGCCAGGGACCAGCCGCAGGAGGUGCGGCACCCGCUGACCGUGGCCGGCGGCGCGUCGCCGAACGCCUGCUACGCGGAGCUGCCGCAGGCCGUCGUGCCGCUGGUGGUGGCGACCGGCUCCGAGGACUUGGAGUCAGACGAGGACGACAGGUCCGAGAGCGACGUGUCAUAUGACGGCGGAAGGUCCAUCGACGGGAGCCCCCGGCCCAGACAGAAGGCCCACGUCGCCAGCACUCGGCCGGGGGCCCUCGCGCAGGAGCCGGGGGAGGUUCGGAUGUCCGCAGGCGAGUGGCGGGACAAGAGCCGUUUCCUGCCCACGCUGAUCGGCGGAGCGGACCUUGCGCCGCCGUCAAGAGGCACUUCCGCGUGGCGGUACAGGCGGGCAACUGCGAGCAGGCUCGGCUCUUGCUGCAGUCCGGGCUGCCGCCGGACUCGACGUGGUGGUCAAUGAAGACCGCCGUCGCACUGGCCUGCACAUCGCCGCGGAGCGCGGGGACGCGAGCAUUUGCCAGCUGCUGCUGAGCUACUCUGCGGACGACCCGCACCUGCAGGACAUCUCGAAGUGGUCCCCGCUGGAGAUCGCGCGGGAGUGCG